Molecule: messenger RNA, 1155 nt
Organism: Drosophila rhopaloa
Lineage: Eukaryota; Metazoa; Arthropoda; Insecta; Diptera; Drosophilidae
Product: fibrinogen-like protein 1
Exons: 3
Coding region: 1-1155 (384 amino acids)
Source: RefSeq, a predicted model, not a curated record
AUGUCGCAAGAGGACUUCAAGGACGGAAUUCAGAGGCUACAGAACAACCUAGAUGCCCACUUUCAGGCUGUCCAGACAAACAUAGAAGGCCAGCAUACAGAAAUCAGGAAUUCUUUAAAGGAAACCAGCGCACAAGAAGAUCUCGGGGCGACACUGAACCGGACGGAAGUUCAAUUUAUGGCUGUGAAUACCGAAAUAAAGAACCAACUGCAGGAAAUUGGGAGCAAGAUCAUCACAAAAGAAGACUUCGCGAAUUCAAUUCAGGCUCUGCAGGCCAAGCUGGAUGCGGGAUUGAACAGAACGGAGGAACUUAGGAUGAUGAAAAUAACAGCCGAUGCCAACGAUGAACUCAAAAGCCAAGCAAAUACCUUGAAAGACACAAUAAAUUACUUGCAGAGUCAGUUAAAAAUAUCCAAAGGUCAAACCAAAAUAAAAGAAGAUAUUUUAAAUGGGAAAGAGGAGCACCUUAAAAAUAAAGAUCAACAGAUCUCCGAUCUAAGGAAUAAGAUUAAAUUGAUUGAGACAACAACAAUCAGUAAACAAUCAGAACAAUCUAGUAAACUUUCAGAAUACCAAAUAAAACUCAGGGAGAUGGAACCAUUUAAGGUGACAAGUGCGUCGUCUCCACCUGGUUGGACUGUAAUUCAGAGACGCAUUGACGGAUCGGAGAACUUUAAUAGAACCUGGAAUGACUAUAAAUCUGGAUUUGGGAAAGUCAGUGGAGAAUUCUUUAUCGGGCUGGAAAAAUUACAUCGGAUGACUGAGGCACGACCCCACGAACUCUACAUUAAACUUGGGAAGGUUAAUGGAUCCACCAGCUACGCUCAUUACAAUGAUUUUAAGAUCGGGAGUGAGAAGGAAUUGUACGAGUUAAAGAAUCUAGGGAAAUAUUCUGGUGAAACCGGAGACUCUCUUACAUACAGUAAGAACCAAAAGUUCUCCACAAUUAAUCGGGAUAAUGACAAUACCAGUGAUUUAAAUUGUGCCUUUUCAUUUGGUGCAUGGUGGUACCACAAAUGUUCAGAAAGUACGCUCAAUGGAAAAUACUUCAAAAAUGGCAAAGGUUUUGAAGGAAUUCAUUGGGGCUCAUGGCAUGACAACGACUGGGAGAUAUCACUUACCUUCGUUGAAAUAAUGAUAAGGCCCAAGUCCUGA